This is a messenger RNA of Penicillium manginii, 690 nucleotides long. RefSeq lists its product as uncharacterized. Lineage: Eukaryota; Fungi; Ascomycota; Eurotiomycetes; Eurotiales; Aspergillaceae. The record is from RefSeq and is a predicted model, not a curated record. Bases 1 to 690 code for a protein of 229 amino acids. The transcript is spliced from 2 exons.
AUGGUUUCUAAUGCCGCAACUACGCCGUCAAUACUGCCUUCUAUACGCAGAAGUCUGGCUACAUUCUCAGCCUGCUGCCGGGCGUUGACUAAAGCCCCUUGCCCUUAUCCUAUAGCAGGGUCUCUAACCCUCUCUGCACAAAUCUUGUCUGUCGCACUAAGCUCGUCCGUAGAUCCAACCCAGGACGCCGGCGAAGAGCGUAAGGAAGCCGCUUCCAAGGUUGCAGCCAUUAAUUUGGUGGCCUCAUCUAUCCAGAAUGAGAUCAAUACAAUCGCCAACCUCCAGACGGUAAUCAGAAACACAACUGAUAUGCUCCAAAAAUCACUGAUCUCAUUUGGUAACGAGGUUCUCACUGGUACCGUAGUCAGCGACCCAGACAAUAAAGGUUGGUAUUCAAACAAGCCAGCAGGCGCGGUCAUGUCCUUGAAAGAUGGAAUCUUUACUACUCCACCCCCCGAGCAGGCAAAGACUAACUUGACUACUGGCAUCAUGAAAGCAUAUUAUGCCACUGCCAUCUCGGCCAUGUGGUUGCAGCAGGAGGUUUUCAUUGCUAAACUAUCUUCCGGUUUAUUCGAUAAUUGGGAUGGAACCACUGUCUGUGACCUUUACAGAGAACAUCCAAAGUAUUUGACAUCCAAGGAUACAUCAUCAUUUUGUGAUGGAAACACAAGGUAUAUCUUUAUGAGAUGA